AUGUUGCGCAGCCCGCUCUCCGAGCUCGUUUUGACCUCCGCCCCACUCGUCCCCGCCCCCCAGCCCGACGCCUACUGGUUCAGCUACCUCGGGCCGGGCGAGCGCGCGGUGACGGGCGAGUGGUCGGCUGCGGAGAUGGCCGAGCUGCAGCACCUCGCGCUGGAGCACACGGAGAAGGUCGCCUCGGGCGCCUGGGGCCUCUUCUCGAUGCACGUGUGGGGCCGAACAGGGGCGCAGUGCAAGGCGGCGUAUGAAUCCCUCUCCUCAGAGCACGCCGGGACGCCCGGCGCCGUCCGCAAGCGUGCGGCCGGCCGGGGCUCGGCGACGGGCGCGGCGGGCGCGGCGGCCACUCCGCGGGAGCAGGGCCCUCGUUCGCUGAAGACCGCGCAGCAGGGCGAAAAGGCGGCCCGGCCCAAGGCGGCGGCGGCGGCGGCGCCGCCCGCCGGCGAGUCGCCGCUCGUCGGCUCUGUCCUCACGUUCGGCGAUGCGGGGGCGGCGCCGGCGCCAGCCGGUGGCCCCGAGGCCGGCCGCUCCACCGCAGCGAGGUCGGCGCCUGGAGCCGUCAGCGCGCAGCCACCGUCACGGUCACCGAAGCUCGACGCUCUUGCGAUGGCGGCGCUCGAGGCUUGCGACGAGGUGGCGUCGCCGCAGGCGCCGACCCCGAUCGCGACGGCCGCGCCGCUCGCCGCCGCGACGCCCUCGUCCACGGACGUCCUCGCCGCCGCCGCCGCCGCGCCUAGCCAGGCGGCGGUGGCGAGGCUGCUUGCGGGGAUGCUGGCCACGGCGCCGCGGGAGGAGGCGCCACCGCCGGGCGCUUUGCUCGACGACUCGCUGCCAGCCAGCCUAGAUGCCUCAACCGGGCCUGUCGGCGUCCCUCGCGCCGCAGCUGCAGACGCCGCGGAGGGGGCGCCGGCGGUGGCGCCGGCGCCGCUGCCGCCGCCAGCGCGCCGGCUGACGGCGUCGGAGGCGAUCGGGACGCAGGCGGCCGCGCUCGCCGAGCUGCGCAUCCAGCGGCGCCUCUCCGCUUGCGGGAUCGGCUCCGUCCGCCCUCGCACUCCGGAAGGGGCGAGCCCUUCUUGCGCGAACGACGCUAUGCAGGAGUGGGAGGCCUCGGGCCGCCACCCCGCCGCCACCGCCUCGGACGCGCCGCCGGUGUUUCGCGUGUACGCGCCGCCCGCGGGGCUGCCGCGCCGCGCCACCGACUGA
Emiliania huxleyi CCMP1516 is the source of this 1206-nucleotide messenger RNA. RefSeq lists its product as hypothetical. The transcript has 6 exons. Bases 1 to 1206 code for a protein of 401 amino acids. Lineage: Eukaryota; Haptophyta; Isochrysidales; Noelaerhabdaceae. The record is from RefSeq and is a predicted model, not a curated record.